Messenger RNA from Penicillium samsonianum, 882 nucleotides. RefSeq names its product Aflatoxin biosynthesis regulatory protein. Bases 1 to 882 code for a protein of 293 amino acids. Lineage: Eukaryota; Fungi; Ascomycota; Eurotiomycetes; Eurotiales; Aspergillaceae. Gene Ontology annotation, molecular function: DNA binding. The transcript has 2 exons. Gene Ontology annotation, biological process: aflatoxin biosynthetic process; regulation of DNA-templated transcription. Gene Ontology annotation, cellular component: nucleus. The record is from RefSeq and is a predicted model, not a curated record.
AUGAGGGAGACCGUCACGCCUCUCCAAAGCAGUAGUGAAGCUAGCAGUGGUGGUGUGCCGCUGGAUCUGGACCUCUCCUCCAGCACUGAUAUGAAUACCUGGGAUCCUAUGGAUGAAGACAGCAACAGGGGAACAUUUGUCUUCGGGGGGUUCCAGUGGCAAUGGGAUGCGAGUGCACAUGUCGAACAAGAGUCAAUAUCCCCAGAAAUUGCCAACAGCCACGACUGCCAGCGAAAGUCUCACGAGACCCUUGAAAGCAUAUCCGUCCACAACAUCAACAAGACUGAGGCCGACGAAGGACCCCCACCACCGACUGGUUUCACCCUAAAAACGGAGACCACAGUUAACGGCGUGCCACUGGACUUGGUGCUCCAGGUUAACCGCGAGGCGGUUGAGCGUCUCAUUCUACUCGUUUCUUGCCCCUGUGCACAAAUUCCAUCUGUUACAUUACUUUAUGCAUCGAUAAUCUCCCGGAUCCUGGCGUGGUACGAGCAGGCUGCGGGUUGCACACAACUUUCCUCUCUGCCAAGUCGUCCCAGUACGGCAGCAGGGAGUAACUUAACAUCCAGCGACUCUAGUAGAGCUGCAUCCUCACCACCCAUGCAGCCUCCAGAGGUAUCGUUCGCGCCGUCACGAAUGAUGAUUGGGAAAUUCAAUGUGGACGAUCCUCGCCUCCAGACUAUGAUAAAUAUACACCUACUAUCUGGCAAGAUGGAACGAGUCAAGGGUGUUAUCGACCAACUUGGCUCACAAACCGGCAGCUCAAAUCCGGCGACAGGGAAAAUUGGAGGCCUUUAUCUGAGUCUCAACUCAUGGCUUAAGCAGGAUUGUUUAAGGAUUUUGCAUAUGAUGCAAUUGGAGUUGAGGGAACUGAGCAUUUGA